AUGUGGCAUGAUGAGAACGGGACCAAGACCGGGAAGAUGACCACGUUGUGUGAGUGUGAUCUGGGAUUUGUCGGGGAACUCCACAAUAAAGACACCACUUUCGAGAUUGAUAAUACCGUGGGUAGUGUUACGAAUAUGAAUCAUGGCGCCGGAAUCAAUAAGGGAACUAGCGACAAAGGAGCUGAGAUAACCGUACUUGAGAAGAAGUCUAUUGUAUCCUUUUGUCUCGUACCUUUCAGCUACUCUCCAUACUCUACACCCGUGGUUUCACUUGGAGAGACACACGGUGGCAUUGUGACCUGGACGGGAGCAGUGGGAACAGAAAAGUGUGGAAUGGUCCACGGGACAUUUGUUGCCUUUGUGGUCAUUGGUGCCACAACGACGACAAUAGGAAUCGGGGCAUUCAAAAAUACUGUGGCCUGA
Messenger RNA from Sphaeroforma arctica JP610, 423 nucleotides. RefSeq lists its product as hypothetical. The transcript is spliced from 2 exons. The record is from RefSeq and is a predicted model, not a curated record. Lineage: Eukaryota; Ichthyosporea; Ichthyophonida. The coding region runs from base 1 to 423 and encodes 140 amino acids.